AUGUCAAAUGAAUCACCAGCAGUAGAACCGAGUCCGACACCAAUACAAGAUGAUUUAGAAAAUGUGAUAAAAACUACCACUGAGGAAGUCAAAGUUGAAGAACCAACACCAGAAAUAGAUUUAACAAAAUUACAACAAGAAUUUCAAGAAAAAGCACAACAAUAUUUAGCGGAACAAUCACAACAUAUAAUAAUUCCAACAUUCGCUAAAUGGUUUGAUUUAACUAAAAUCCAUCAAAUUGAAAAAAAAUCAUUUCCGGAUUUUUUCGAUGAUGCAGCUAUUUAUAAAACUCCAAACACUUAUAAAUAUAUUCGUGAUUUUUUGGUGAAUACAUUUAGAUUAAAUCCUAAAGAAUAUUUAACUAUAACUAGUGCGAGAAGAUCAUUAUCUGGUGAUGUUACAAAUAUUAUUAGAAUUCAUCAAUUUUUAGAAAAAUGGGGGUUAAUAAAUUAUCAAAUAGAUCCAAAAACCAAACCAUCAUUAUUAGGUCCAAAAUUUACUGGGCAUUUUCAAAUAAAUUUAGAUGCACCAGAUAAUAUAAUACCUUAUUUACCUGAAGAUGCAGAAGUGAUUACAAAUAAUGAAACUAAAACCACAAUAGAAAAAGAUCAACCAAUUGAAUUUAAUAUGGAAAUAAGAAGAGAUAUUUAUCAAACUGGAGAGAAAAAAUUUGAUUUUAAACCACAAAGUUCUGCUCAUUAUUCAUGUAGUGUAUGUGGGAAAGAUACUACUGAAGUAAGAUAUCAUAAUUUAAAAAUAAAAUCAUAUUCAUAUAAUCAAAAUUCAAAUAAUAUAAGUAUAUUAUGUUCAAUAUGUUAUGAUCAAGGUUUAUUCCCACUGAAUUUUAAUUCAUCAGAUUUUGUUCAAUUAAAAAAAUUAGAAGAUUCUAAAAAUUGGACUGAACAAGAAACUCUUUUACUUUUAGAAGGUAUUGAAAUGUAUGGAACUCAUGAUCCAACUGUAACCUCAAAUAUCAAAAUGAAUAUUAAUACAAAUGGUCAAUGGGAUAAAAUCAGUGAACAUGUUGGAACCAAAAGUAGAGAACAUUGUUUAAAAAAAUUUUUACAAUUACCUAUAGAAGAUCAAUUUUUAACUAAAUUAGUUAAAGAUGAACCAAAAUUUGAUAAAAGACUGUUGAUUGAAGAAGUUGUACAAAAAUUAAUAGAAUCAAAAGAUGGAACAGAACUUAUACAAUCAAACGCAUCAAUUAAUAAAUCGAAUUCAAUAGAAGAACAAACCAAUUUAAUUGAUCAAAUAGUGGAAUUAACAGUUGAAAAAGUAAAUAUAAAAUUAAAUAAAAUAAAUGAUGUACAGGAUACUUUAAUUGAAGUUACAAAUCAAUUAAAUAAAGAAAGACAAAAAAAUUUAUUAGAAAGGUGGACUAUGAUUGAUAAAAUUGAAAAAUUAAAAAAGGAAAAACCUGAAUUAAAAGAAAUACUAAAUGAUUUAUUAGAACCAAGUAAAAUAUUUGAAUUAAAUAAUGGAUUAAAUAAUAAUUCAACUAAUAAAGAACCAACUAUUAUAAAUGAAGAUAAUAUGCAAAUUGAUUCAGCUAUUGAUACAAAUGAAAAUACAGGAAUACCAUUAAGUGUGAGUAAACCAAAAGAAUAUACUUUUUGGUCAGGUUAG
Molecule: messenger RNA, 1629 nt
Organism: Lodderomyces pseudojiufengensis
Lineage: Eukaryota; Fungi; Ascomycota; Pichiomycetes; Serinales; Debaryomycetaceae
Exons: 1
Coding region: 1-1629 (542 amino acids)
Biological process (GO): positive regulation of DNA-templated transcription
Cellular component (GO): SWI/SNF complex
Molecular function (GO): DNA binding; histone binding
Source: RefSeq, a predicted model, not a curated record